Molecule: messenger RNA, 1410 nt
Organism: Vigna umbellata (rice bean)
Lineage: Eukaryota; Viridiplantae; Streptophyta; Magnoliopsida; Fabales; Fabaceae
Product: gibberellin 20 oxidase 2
Source: RefSeq, a predicted model, not a curated record
CAAUAUUUGUUCCACCAUUUCUCCAACAAGCGGCCUUGGCUUUUCUUUCAUCGCUUCUACCAACUUAUUUCUCUCCCUCUUCUCCUUCCUCUCCUCACCACACAAACCAAACCAAGAACAACCUUGUAUUACUCAUUAUUAAUAAUUAAUAUUGCAAUGGCAAUAGACUGCAUAACGACCAUGCACCCCAUCAUGCCUCAACCGUCCAACCAAGAAAUCAAAGAACAAGAUCAACAUCCUCUUGUCUUUGAUGCCUCAGUCCUCAGACACCAACUUCACAUACCCUCUCAGUUCAUUUGGCCUGACGAGGAGAAAGCAUGCUUGGAUGAGCCCGAGUUACAGAUUCCAUUCAUUGACUUGGGAGGCUUUCUCUCCGGUGACCCUCUUGCUGCCACGGAAGCCUCCAGACUCGUCGGUGAAGCAUGUCAAAAGCAUGGCUUCUUUCUGGUUGUCAACCAUGGGAUUGACCGGCAGUUGAUAUCCGAUGCUCACCUUUACAUGGAUAACUUCUUUUCCCUUCCCCUGUCUCACAAACAGAGGGCUCAGAGGAUGCCAGGGGAGCACUGCGGCUACGCCAGUAGCUUCACCGCCAGGUUCUCCUCUAAGCUCCCUUGGAAAGAGACCCUUUCCUUCCAGUACUCCGCAUGCAAUAACUCACCAACCCUUGUCAAGGACUACUUAUGCGAUAAAAUGGGCACAGAGUUUCAGCAAUUCGGGAAUGUUUACCAGGACUACUGUGAAGCCAUGAGCAAUCUUUCUUUAGGUAUAAUGGAGCUUCUGGGAAUGAGCCUUGGAGUCGGUAGAGCUUAUUUCAGGGAGUUCUUUGAAGAGAAUAACUCGAUAAUGAGGCUGAAUUACUACCCUCCGUGUCAAAAACCAGACCUCACUUUAGGUACUGGACCUCAUUGCGAUCCAACCUCUUUGACCAUUCUUCACCAAGACCAAGUGGGAGGCCUGCAAGUUUGUGUUGACAAUGAGUGGCAUUCCAUUAAACCUGCUUUCAAUGCUUUUGUCGUCAAUGUUGGCGAUACCUUCAUGGCUCUUUCGAAUGGGAGAUACAAGAGCUGCUUGCACAGGGCAGUGGUGAACAGGGAGACAACAAGAAAAUCACUUGCUUUCUUUCUGUGUCCGAGAAGUGACAAGGUGGUGAGUCCACCAUGUGAAUUAGUGGACAAAAUGAGCCCAAGGCUGUACCCAGAUUUUACAUGGCCCAUGCUCCUUGAGUUCACUCAAAAGCAUUACAGAGCUGACAUGAAAACCCUUGAGGCAUUUACCAACUGGCUUCAACGCAAAUCAACUCACUCAAACUUCAUCACCUGACACCUCCGCAUUUGUUCCACGAAUCGGAACAAACCAAGGAACAUGGAAGAUAAAAUACUUCAAACCAAAUCAAUAAACUAAAUUCUUCGG